AUGAAACUGACUGCGGUGGAUGGCGACACACCAUUUCUUCCGGAAGAAAUAAUCAGAAACAUUCUCACACGGCUUCCUGUGAAAUCCCUAAUCCGAUUUCAAUGUGUCUGCAAGCAUUGGAAAAAACUCAUCAAGACCGACUCUGCCAUCGCAGAACACUUGCACCACUCCACUAAUGAAAACCCCUUGCUUCUUUUGCAGUCGGACUUCAGGUGUGAUCCUCUGCACUUGUUUAUGCUCAAUAAUGAGAUGCAGGUUCUUGAAAUUCAGUCGUCGCCUGUGGUAGAUUCCUUACGGUAUGCUAGGAUCGUUGGUUGCAGCAACGGCUUGCUCUGUGUUAGCACUGGUUAUGGUGCACCACUUCCUUUUCUUCCUUCCCUUUUCUUGUGGAAUCCUGCCACUAGAGAGAUUAGACAGGUGCCAAGAAUUAUGCACGACGAUAUUGAUUCUAAUUAUGAUUUAUUCGCAUUUGGGUUCAGUCCAAUUGUUAAUGAUUACAAGAUAGUGGUAUCUCAUGAAACUGCGUUUGAUUCUGAGGAUGAUCUAGUAGUAGAAGUGAUCGUUGAGCUUGGUGGUUUGGGUAAAGAUGAUGUUAUUGAAUGGAUAAUAGUUUCAUUUGACAUAGCAACGGAAGUGUUUACGUUGAUACCACAGCCUACAGCAUUAUCAGACCGUGAUUUACGUGGCUCGCUUACUGUACAUCAGAAUCAACUAGCUAUACUUUUUUAA
Messenger RNA from Prosopis cineraria, 729 nucleotides. Its product is annotated as F-box/kelch-repeat protein At3g23880-like. NCBI's taxonomy places the organism in Eukaryota, Viridiplantae, Streptophyta, Magnoliopsida, Fabales, Fabaceae. The transcript has 2 exons. Gene Ontology annotation, molecular function: protein binding. The coding region runs from base 1 to 729 and encodes 242 amino acids. The record is from RefSeq and is a predicted model, not a curated record.